AUGCAGUACACGGGGAGCAAAUAUAUCGGAGAAUACGUAGAUGGGAGGAUGGAGGGCAAAGCCGAAUACAUCCUCCCGACUGAAACAAGAUAUGUCGGGGAAAUGAAGGACGGCAUGUUUCAUGGCAAAGGAACCCUGUACUUCCCCAACGGGAGCCGAUACGACGCCAUUUGGGAAAAGGGACUAGUUGUGAAGGUAUCUCUCAACUCACCAAUAUAGACCCACCUAGAAAAAUCCCCAAGGGUUGUUAUGAUUGUGGAGACGGCUUCUAUAACCCAGUCACGAGGAUAG
Cynocephalus volans (Philippine flying lemur) is the source of this 291-nucleotide messenger RNA. RefSeq names its product MORN repeat containing 5 (gene MORN5). The transcript has 3 exons. Lineage: Eukaryota; Metazoa; Chordata; Mammalia; Dermoptera; Cynocephalidae. The record is from RefSeq and is a predicted model, not a curated record.